This is a messenger RNA of Amphiprion ocellaris (clown anemonefish), 2341 nucleotides long. RefSeq names its product actin-related protein 3-like. The record is from RefSeq and is a predicted model, not a curated record. Gene Ontology annotation, cellular component: actin cortical patch; Arp2/3 protein complex. Lineage: Eukaryota; Metazoa; Chordata; Actinopteri; Pomacentridae. The coding region runs from base 139 to 1395 and encodes 418 amino acids. The transcript has 12 exons. Gene Ontology annotation, biological process: Arp2/3 complex-mediated actin nucleation. Gene Ontology annotation, molecular function: actin filament binding.
GAACCCGGAAGCGUUCCCGAUUCGGCCGUGAUUGCUAUUCAUUCAGGCUGCUGCGAUUUAAAUCAAUUACUGCUAAGAUAUCCGCUGCUAUCGGGCGCCUGGUAUAUUAUCUUCUAGAUAGAUUAAAGGAGAGCAAGCAUGGCUGGUCGGCUACCGGCUUGUGUUGUUGACUGUGGCACAGGGUACACAAAGCUUGGCUAUGCAGGAAACACAGAACCACAGUUCAUUAUCCCUUCAUGUAUUGCAAUCAAAGAAUCAGCCAAGGUUGGAGACCAGGCCCAGCGCAGGAUGAUGAAGGGUGUUGAUGACCUUGACUUUUUCAUUGGGGAUGAAGCCAUUGAGAAACCAUCUUAUGCAACAAAAUGGCCCAUCCGUCAUGGGAUAGUGGAAGACUGGGAUCUGAUGGAGAGGUUUAUGGAGCAGAUCAUCUUCAAGUAUCUGCGGGCAGAACCUGAAGACCAUUAUUUCCUUUUGACAGAGCCUCCCCUCAACACACCAGAAAACAGAGAAUACACAGCAGAGAUCAUGUUUGAGUCCUUCAAUGUCCCAGGCCUCUACAUUGCUGUUCAGGCUGUCCUGGCGCUGGCUGCUUCUUGGACAUCCAGACAGGUGGGAGAACGAACGCUGACAGGCACCGUGAUCGACAGCGGAGAUGGAGUCACGCACGUCAUCCCGGUGGCUGAAGGCUACGUCAUCGGGAGCUGCAUCAAACACAUCCCCAUCGCCGGGAGAGAUAUUACAUACUUCAUCCAGCAGCUGUUGAGGGAACGAGAGGUGGGGAUACCUCCAGAGCAGAGUCUGGAGACGGCUAAAGCUGUCAAGGAGCGCUUCAGCUACGUCUGCCCGGACCUUGUCAAGGAGUUUAAUAAGUAUGACACAGACGGCUCCAAGUGGAUCAAACAGUACACGGGCGCCAACGCCGUCACCAAGAAGGAAUUCACCAUUGAUGUUGGAUAUGAACGUUUCCUCGGGCCUGAGAUCUUUUUCCACCCAGAGUUUGCCAACCCAGACUUCACCCAGCCGAUCUCAGAAGUUGUGGACGAAGUCAUCCAGCACUGCCCCAUUGAUGUCAGGCGUCCACUCUACAAGAACAUUGUACUCUCCGGAGGGUCCACCAUGUUCAGGGACUUCGGCAGACGCCUGCAAAGGGAUCUUAAGAGGAGUGUGGAUGCACGACUGAAAAUAAGCGAGGAACUGAGCGGCGGCAAGUUGAAGCCCAAGCCCAUUGAUGUGCAGGUUGUCACUCAUCACAUGCAGAGGUACGCUGUCUGGUUCGGAGGAUCAAUGCUGGCGUCUACUCCCGAGUUUUACCAAGUGUGCCACACCAAGAAAGACUACGAGGAGAUCGGGCCGAGCAUCUGCCGCCACAACCCCGUGUUCGGAGUCAUGUCUUAGGCAUCAAUGGAGUGCAUUCAGCGGAGGCCGAGGAAAAAAAACGGAGGAAGCACCGCAAGACCUCACACGCUGUGGAAGUCCCAUGAGCCUUUGCACGGAUGCUCUGACAGACCUGUUCAUUCGGAUAGAGCGACAGUGGACCAAACAAACUGCCAAAAGAGUGGCAAUGUCCUCUCAAAUUUGAGGAAAGAGGUGACUCAGCCCAAAGGAUCCUCAGAUAAAAUGUUUACUGCAAUUAGGUUAAUAAUAGGUGAUAAAUCUUUCAUUUCUGUGUGCCUCGUAUAUAUGUACUUAUUUUAUCCUCACAGGGUUGUAAUAUGUAAUUAAUCAACAUGGGUCCUGUAUAAAUGCACUUCUCUGUGUAUAUGGGUUGGGUUCUUGCUAUAUGUCAUAUACUCUAAAAUAAGGGGUUGUUUCAAGAAACAGGACAUGCUCAGCUAGGUCAUUUACCACAACAACUUUCUGGACAUGGCGUCAUCAAAUGGGUGCAAACAUACAAGACAUUGUUAUAAAAAUACGUCACCAGACAUACUGACUAUUGCUGAUUUUCUUUUGUCUUCUUUUUACAUCUCCUUUUUAAAUAAUCACCCUCAGUACCUGGAAGACAUGAAUUUGAAUUUAGAUGAAAAUAAGUCAAACAUUUAAAAAAAUAUAUAUAAAUCUGUUCAAAUAAUGUUUCCCAGAUUUCACUGAGACAAGUCCUGUCCUGUUUUCUCCUGCAGCAACGUGACCUAUUGUCACUGCUUUCCUUUGACUUUUAUUUGUAUUAAUCAUCUCUUGAACAACAUCAAAAAAAGUUGUAUUAAUAUAUGAACAUGCAGUUUUAAUGACUGUUGUUGGACCAUCACUGUUGCCUAGAUCUCAGUUAUACUGGAUAGCCUUGUACUGUACCAAAUCUGGAUUUCAAUGCUGGCAUUCCAAUAAAUGCCAAGGAGAUAUUUCUACA